Molecule: messenger RNA, 564 nt
Organism: Hibiscus syriacus
Lineage: Eukaryota; Viridiplantae; Streptophyta; Magnoliopsida; Malvales; Malvaceae
Product: serine/arginine-rich splicing factor 2-like
Exons: 1
Coding region: 1-564 (187 amino acids)
Biological process (GO): mRNA splicing, via spliceosome
Cellular component (GO): nuclear speck
Molecular function (GO): RNA binding
Source: RefSeq, a predicted model, not a curated record
AUGAGUGAGAGAGUCAAAAAUUUAGAGAGAGAAGGAGCGAAUGGUCAGUUUGCUGUGGGGGAGAAAUGGACGAUUUUCGUUGAUAAUCUUAGCAAGAGGGUUAUAAGAGGUGAAUUAAGGGAAGUAUUUCAGCAUUACGAUCAAGUUGUGAGGAUUUUCAUUCCAAAUUUUACUCAGAAAUCGAAAUACAAGAACUACACUUUCGCGUUUGUCCAGUUUGCAAGUGAGGAAGGGAGGAGGAGGGCUAUUCAGUGUGUUAACGGAACUUGGAUCGACGGGAAAAGAGUUUCAGUCGGGUUAGAAAAAUAUCAGAACAACAGGAAUAGAGAAGUUACUGAAGGCAGGUCUACGAGGGAUGGGCCAAUCCCAACAAGGGUGGAGAAAACAAAUGGUGAGAAGCACGCUGGAUCUUUGAGAAACCUGAGGGAUAGUAGAUCAUACAAGGAGGUGGUGGAAACGACCAAUAGAGAGGAUUGCGGAAAUGUCAAUAAAGAGGAUGGUCAAAGGAUAAGGAAGGCUGCUAAUGGGAUAAGGAAUGUCUGGGAGAUGGAUAUCUCCUCGUAG